This is a messenger RNA of Lasiodiplodia theobromae, 3408 nucleotides long. Its product is annotated as Asparagine synthase. Gene Ontology annotation, molecular function: carbohydrate:proton symporter activity; asparagine synthase (glutamine-hydrolyzing) activity. The record is from RefSeq and is a predicted model, not a curated record. Gene Ontology annotation, biological process: transmembrane transport; carbohydrate transport. Lineage: Eukaryota; Fungi; Ascomycota; Dothideomycetes; Botryosphaeriales; Botryosphaeriaceae. Bases 1 to 3408 code for a protein of 1135 amino acids. Gene Ontology annotation, cellular component: membrane. The transcript has 6 exons.
AUGGUUGACUGGUAUACGUUUGGCAUUGCACUUAUGGCAGCGAUGGGGACGUUACUGUUUGGCUUCGACACGGGAAUCGUCACCACAACCAUCGCUCAUGACAGCUGGAUCGAGUACAUGCAACAUCCCUCAGAUGCAAUAACCGGAGCAGUCGUCGCGCUUUAUAUCGCGGGCGAGACGAUCGGCUCCAUCAUCCAAACCGCCUUCAGCGACAAGCUCGGCCGCAUCCGCUUCAUGGAGCUGAUGUGCGUCAUCGUCACCAUCGGCGUCACCCUGCAGACAGCCGCGAUCAACAUGGGCAUGUUUCUUGCCGGGCGCACCAUCGCCGGCAUCGCCGUUGGCGGAAUGGUAGGCACCGUCCCUAUGUACCUGUCCGAGAUCAGCCGCCCGGAGGAUCGUGGCCUGAUCGGCGGCAUCGCAGGCGCGGGCAUCUCCUUCGGCGCCAUGCUGGCCAACUGGGUCGGCUUUGCCUGCUCAUAUGCGCCCUACGGCGCCGUCCAGUGGCGGCUGCCGCUCGCCACACAGAUCCCCUGGGGCGUCAUCAUGUUCAUCGGCCUGGCGACCUUCAUGCCAGAGUCGCCGCGGCAGCUGGUGCGGGCGGGCAAGGACGGACAGGCCCGCGAUGCGCUGGCCGAGACGCGGCGGGGCUGCACGGCGCAAGAGCUGGAAGCCGAGUUCGAGCUGAUGCGAGCGCAAAUCCACUUCGAGAUGGAGCGCGAGGUGGGAUCGUUUGCAGAAGCCGUGCGACUGGCUCGCCGGCGCGUGCUGGUGUCCAUUGCCGUGCAAACCAUGACGAGCCUGACGGGCGUGAACGUGAUUCAGUAUUAUCAGACCACGCUCUACAAGUCACUUGGUGUCGGGCCCAAGGCCGUCCUCGCCCUGACCGGAGUCUACGGGACGGUUGCGUUCUUCUGUAACUGCAUCACCCUCAAGUACCUGAUGGACCAGCUGGGGCGCCGGAAGCUCUUGCUGAUUGGACUCGCCAGCAUCGUCGUCAUUGAGAUAUACACGGCCGUUAUGCAGCGGCAAUUCCAGGGCACCGACAACCGCGUCGGGAAAGGAUUCGCCAUUCUGGGCAUAUACCUGUUCGUCGUUGCGUACUACGGCUUCCUCAACAGCACGACAUGGCUUUACGGUGCCGAGGUGCUUCCCGUAGCUCUCAGGGCCAAGGUCAUGGGAAUGGCUUGUGCUUCUCAUUUCAUCGUCAACAUUGCAGUCACUCAGGCCGGUCCGAGCGCGCUAUCGUCCAUCCAUGAGAAUUACUACUACGUGUUCGUGGGAUGCACAUCAUUCUUUCUAGUUGUGGCUUGGUUCAACUUCGCAGAGACUCGGUACAGAACGCUUGAGGAGGUUGCAGAGGCUUUUGGAGAUCACCUGGUUCCCGAUGAUGAAAGGGAGAUGGUGUCGACGACCGUGACUGCAGCGAAGCUGGGUGCUGAGAAGCGUCAUGUUGAGCAUGCGGAACCUCUCGACAGAAUCAAGCACCGUGGUCCAGACGCCCGUGGCCAAUGGAUUAGCCCGGAUAAACGCAUCGCACUCGGUCACGUUCGCCUCGCUAUAAACGACCUCGCCCAGACUGGCAACCAGCCCUUCCAUGACCAUGACAAUGACAUUCACGCGGUCGUAAAUGGCGAGCUUUACGACUACGAUGCCAUUCGUACGGAUUUGGCCAGAAAGACAUCCUAUCAGUUUGUGGGUCACAGCGACUGUGAGAUCGUCAUUGCGCUCUAUCGUUGCUACGGACUUUCAUUUCUUUCGCACCUUCGAGGCGAGUUCGCGCUCUGUUUAUACGAUGGGCGCAAUCAGCUCUUCAUCGCUACACGUGACAGGUAUGGCAUCAAGCCGCUCUUCUGGACGCGUAGUCGUUCUCUCGAUGGUGUUGGCCGGAUCCUGAUUGCCGCCGAAGCAAAAGCGUUCUUGCCACUAGGGUGGCAGCCGGAAUGGGACGUGAGAAGCCUUAUGGAAGGUGGAUACCUCGGCGGCGACCGAACACAUUUCAAGGGAGUUUCGGCCAUUAGACCCGGUCACUACAUGCUUGUCCGCAGCACUCGACACGUGGAGAUUCGGCAAUACUGGGAGGCUGAGUAUCCUAACAAACUUGUUCCCGAAAUCCGUGGAAUCGAAGAAAUCGUGGAGGGAGUGCGAGAGCGACUCUUAGAAGCUGUGCGCAUCCGGCUACGUGCCGACGUUCCGGUGGGCAUUUAUCUAAGUGGCGGCAUUGACUCAUCGGCGGUUGCAGGCAUGGUGACGCAUCUCGUUAGGGAGAGGGGUGUGCAACUGGGCAACGACAACGAAACGGAUGGUAUUUCAUGCUUCAGCAUUGCUUUUGAUGAGCAUAGCGGAUUCGAUGAGUCCGAUAUCGCACAAAGAACCUCCAAUUGGCUCGGGAUAAAAUGCAUCAAAAAGCAUGUUGGCGAAGACGACUUUGCGACUCAUUUCGAGGACGCUACGUAUCACUGCGAGCAGCGCCACAUGGGUCUGGCCUAUAUCGGCAAAUACCUUCUUUCGAAAGUUGCACGCGAACAUGGAACUAAAGUUGUUCUGACUGGCGAGGGCUCAGAUGAGCAUUUUGCUGGAUACAUGCCUUUAACUUUGGAUGCAAUUCGCGAACCAGAUCCGGCUUGGCGAUCCGAUGCUAAUCCCGACGACGAGAAAUAUCGCUAUGCAGAAGCUACUCGGCGUAAUGCGAGCCAUUCCGCUGUUGUCGGCCUGGAUGAAAGCAGGAGCAUUCCUUCUCGCGGUGCCCAUUGUCUCGAGCAAAUCCCAUCCUCCAAAUCACUCAGCGGCCUCGGCUUGGACGUGUUUUCACCGUGGACGCGUUGCUAUGGAGACUGCAGUCACCUGGAAAACCUUGCGAAUAGUCUUGAUGGCUGUACCAGGGAUAAGAUUGAGAACAAGUGGCAUCCUCUUCACUCUGCGUUAUAUCUCUACCAGCAAAGCAUCCUGCCUGGCAUGCUGCUGACAAAUCUUGGCGAUCGGACUGAGAUGGCACACAGCCUUGAGGCGCGGACGCCUUUCCUGGAUCACCAUCUAACGGAAUACGUGAACGGAUUACCUCCAAGUCUGAAAAUCAAAUGGAAUAGCGACUCGAAGAGCUUCACCGAAAAAUGGGUCCUUAGAGAGGCAAUGAAGCCGUUCAUCACAGAGGAGGUGUACAAAAGAACAAAGCAUCCUUACACAUCUCCAAGGGCUUUCACAGUAGGCGGCCCUGUGCACAAGCUUCUAAGUCGUCUCAUCACGAGUGAGAACGUGGAGAGGCUGGGCUUCGUGGAAUGGAGCAUAGUGAAGACCAAAUGGGACAAGGCGUUUCAAGAACAAGAUGAUCUUGCAAUCAAUGCAUUGUUUGUUAUUGCUCAAUGGGUUGUCAUCGGUCAGCGAUUUGGGGUUGCAACAGCGAAGCCCACCUAG